Octopus sinensis (East Asian common octopus) is the source of this 2479-nucleotide messenger RNA. Its product is annotated as prolactin-releasing peptide receptor-like. Gene Ontology annotation, cellular component: membrane. Gene Ontology annotation, biological process: G protein-coupled receptor signaling pathway. The record is from RefSeq and is a predicted model, not a curated record. Gene Ontology annotation, molecular function: neuropeptide Y receptor activity. NCBI's taxonomy places the organism in Eukaryota, Metazoa, Mollusca, Cephalopoda, Octopoda, Octopodidae. The transcript has a single exon. Bases 463 to 1563 code for a protein of 366 amino acids.
AUAUAUAUAUAUAUAGCACUUAUGAAAUCAUUUAGGCAGGUUAAUCCAAUCAAGAAUUAAAAACAUCCCUGCUAUUUUGGUUUCAAUUUUUAUCGACAAAUGCAAAUGUUAAAUAACAAUAUAUAUCGUACCGGAAAGUUUCUGUAUUACGCGCAAUUUGGACGACCGACGCGUAUACAAAUGUAAAGGUAACCUUUCAUAAUUCAUUAUUUUGACAUUUGUUUUGAAUAAAAUUUUAACACAACAAUAUUUAUGUAAUUAUCAUCCAAAUACCGCUGGUUUCGUUAUUAUAUUGAUGAUAUAUCGUUAUUAUAUUCGGAUAGCACACUAAUUGACUGUUUUCCAGCAUUCAGAAAAAAUAUAUGGCUACAUAAAUUUCAGAAAAAUUUGACAAAUAAGCCACUGAGAAGACAUUGGUUGAUUUAUUGAUUGAUUGGUUCUUUGCUUACCGUAACUAUAACCAUGGAUAACAUGCUGAAAUAUAAUGAAUUUUUACAAAGGUUUAAUUUAUCCGAAGAUUAUUUUGAAGAUAAUAAUUUCACCAUUAAGAUGGAAUAUGACUAUACACAAAAAUUACAAUGGAAAAUUGUGAUAAUAUUUGUCUACGUGCUAAUCAUGUUAAUUGGAAUUUUUGGAAACAUAACUAUAGCUUUAAUAAUAAUGACUAACAAACAAUUUCAUUCAGUCACAAACAUUUUCAUUGCCAACCUAGCUAUCUCGGAUAUUGGCAUGUGUAUUUUUAAUUUACCCUUUCAGCUUCAUUAUCAACUCAGCGACAACUGGGUAUUUGGCAAUAUUAUGUGUACUGUAUUUAAUUCCUCUUUUGCUAUCCCUAUAUACGAUUCAACUAUGUGUAUUUUAAUGAUUGCAAUUGAUCGCUAUAUUCUAAUUGUUUAUCCUUUUAGAAAGCGGAUGAGUAACAAAAUGGCGCUUCGCUUAACGCUACUGAUUGCCCUUCUGGCAAUUGGUCCUGCUAUUCCUAUGGUGAUAUACAGUAAGCUUGUUGUAUUGAAUAUACCAGCUAUACAACUUGAUAAAAUACUAUGCGGCGAAGAAUGGCCUUCAGAAGUAAUCAGGAGAGUUUACACAGUGUCUGUAUUUCUGCUGCAGUUCUGCAUUCCCAUUAUUGCUACUUCAAUUCUCUACAGCCGUAUCUAUACUGUUUUGAAAAACAGGCCAGUGAAAAAAACUGAGCAUAGACGAAGUCAGAGGACCAAUCGGAUUCUUGUAUCUAUAGUUACACUCUUUACAAUAUGCUGGCUUCCAUGGAAUAUUUUCAGUCUUUUUGUUGAAUUUGACCCCGAUCUUGUGAAAGGGAAGUUUUUCAAAGUAACAGACUUGUUUCUUAAAAGUUUUGCCAUGAGUUCUUCAUGCAUCAAUCCUUUUCUCUAUGGAUGGCUAAAUGAUAACUUCAAAAAAGAAAUAUGCUUAUUAUUUGAUAACUCGAAAAAGAAAUGGAAUCGUCGAACUGGACACGCCCUCCUUGAACCAAAGCGAAAUAAUACAGAAACCCAACAAAAUACUAUUGUCAUGAAUACCAUGUCACAUGGAAUCAAUGUAUGACAUUCUAGAAAUAUCUUUCUCCUCCUCAGAUUUUCCAUGUUUACAUUGCUUUAUGUAUUACCAUGUAAAAUUCUUUUUUUUCUGAAAUUUUAACAAAACAAUUAGAAUGUUGUCGUUAUUACGUUAUUGAUGUUUAUUACCGUGUAAAAGCACAAAUAUUUAUGUAUAAUCUAAUUUUUAACAUUGAUAUAUCGCAUUUGACAAUGUUGUUUCAUAAUAUAAAUCUCCUAAUUAAGAAUAAUAUCAGAUUGUAUACACAUUAUAUUGUGAUAUGUUUGUGUGUGUGUGUUUAUGCAUGUGUGUAAAAGUUGCAUUAGAUUCUUACUUAUAACGGCAAACUACAUUUUCAAAAUCAUCUACACACAGAAAACUUUCCCAGUCUCCCACUUCGCUUGUAGUAUAUACAUAUAUACGUGUGUGUGUGUGAGAGGGUAUUAGAGAGAGAGAGAACAUAUGUAUAUAUUGUUUCCUUGUUAAAUCCCAGUACAAACGAACUUUAUUAAUCUGUAGGAACUUCUGAAAUUAGAAUCGUGUAAACACAAGUUCCUAGAUGCCUCCUUCUUUUUAUCCAUCUGAGUAUUGCAUAUGUGAAGGUUGGAGUGCUCAGUGUUAAUGAUAUACUUCCGAAAAUAUAAUUUGUUUUGUAAUACAACGCUUUGAUCAAAUGAAUACGAGUUUGCAUAGCUCUCAGCUCCAGAUAUUUUGUAUAUUAGGUGCUGUACUGGUAGGAGAAAAGGACUGCCAUAUAACAACGUGUAUUAUGUUUCGUUUCGUGUCUACGGUCUUAUAUGAUGUUGUGCUGUGGUUAAUGCUGCCUAUCAUACUUUCGAAUUUACCUAAAUGAAACCACCAGUCAUGAAGGGAAGUCGAUUUAUUCAACUGUUCCUAAAGACCAAAAUAUUUCUUGUUUCUGAGC